Messenger RNA from Coffea arabica (coffee), 1025 nucleotides. The record is from RefSeq and is a predicted model, not a curated record. Lineage: Eukaryota; Viridiplantae; Streptophyta; Magnoliopsida; Gentianales; Rubiaceae.
CAUUCCUUUCUUUUUUCCCCUCUUCCUUGGCAAUAUGCCUAUUGGUUUUAGCUUUCAUCUUUUCGCAAAUCGGAUACCCAAAAAACAGCGCAGUUUAUGCAGACUAAGAUAAAUGCUUUCUUUAAGCCCCAAAACCCAUCAUCAUCAUCCACCAUAACCCCUACCCAAAAUCUUCCUCCAUUCAAUUCUGAAACUAGUAAUACCAAAACAACCAUUUCAAGUAACAAUGAGACUGGCAGUCACAGUGUUGUAAAUGCUCCCAAGACUGUAGGUGUCCAGAUGCCAUCCACCACUAUCUCAAGCAAAGUCCUAAAUGUUAAGAGACGUUAUGCACAACUUCACCUGGAUUUGGGGCAGUCAGAUUUUCUUCUUCAUACUUGCUCUACUUGUGGUGUGAAGUAUGCUUGUGGGGAUGAGGCAGAUGAAAAGCUUCACAAGGAAUUGCAUAAGGACUACCCUCAUGGCAUCAAAUUCAAGGUUGAAAAGGUUCUGCAAAUGAUGGAGGUUGAAUUAGGAAGCGGAAGUCUGAUCCACAAGUUAUGCAAGGUGUAUCUGUUUAUAGCCUACAGAGCUGUAUCAAAAUCAGGGACUUCAAGAAACCAGGAAAAUGCGGGUUCCGAGAACAAUAAACAAGAACCAUAUUUACUCAAAAUUGGAGGAAACAAUUUGCAGAGGCAAGUUGUAAAGAAGCCUCCUAAACAAUUAUCGUUGAUCGGUCUUUGUAUGUUUUAGUCAAUAUUUAGAGCUAGUAAAGUAACACCAUAUGCUGAAGCUGAGUCUCUCACAUCAGACUGAAUGAUUCUACAAAAAUUUCCUCAGAGUGAUGAGAACUAUUGAAGAUACAAAAGGUUCAUGUGAUCAUCUUUGAUUUGCUUCUGAGGCCUUUUGACCUGCUGGCUUUCCCGAUGACAAUGUGAUUAUGUACGUACAUGCGCAAAAUUUCCUCAGAGGGAUUUUUGCUGGUCCAACAAUACAGAGAAAAGCACUUACUUUAGCGUGACAACGUGCAUUUGUAGUUCUGUUCU